UCGAUGGCAUCGAGAUCUCCAACAUCAGAGACACGAGGACCGGUCAGCAGGCUCGUGUGCCGAAAGACUCUAAAUUACGGGACACGUGCAACAUGGGUUCCACGGACUUGCCUAUCGAAGACAAGACUGUCACCAUCGUUCAUGGACCUGAUUUUGUCAAUGUCGACUUCAUCAAUUUUGUCAGCAAUUCGAAGGAGACUGCCAAGGAAUGGGCCAUUGAAAUCUUCAAGAUGGCCCACAGUUUGCUUGGAAAUAACGGAAACACGAUGCAUCUGCUUGACAAGGCUCACACGAAGCUGUGCACCCUAGCCAAUGCAGAGAACCGAGUGCCAGUCAGAAACAUUGUGCGUAUGUUCGCGCAGCAUAAGGACGACAAGAAAAGGGUUGAAAAGGCCCUAGAGCAAGCAGGACUCCCUGCUGGAAAGAUUGACUCCAUCGCGGUGGAGAAAUUCACGUUCGAUGCAUUCUUCAUGUUUUAUAAGCACCUCACCGGCAGAGCGGAGCUUCAUCAGAUCUUCAGGGACAUUGGUGCGACGAAGAAGCCUUAUCUGUUGCGAGAGCAGCUGGUGGACUUUCUGAACAACGAGCAGCGGGAUCCACGCCUCAAUGAGAUCCUCUACCCGUACUUCAACGUGAAGACCGCACAGCAGAUCAUCGACAAGUUUGAGCCGGAUGCCACCCUCGCAGCAGAAGGGCAUCUGUCACAAGAAGGUCUUCUGCGAUAUCUCAUGUCGGAUGAGAACCACAUCGUCGCUAAGGAGAUUCUCGACCAAUCAGAUGACUUGACGCAGCCUUUGUCUCACUAUUUCAUCCAUUCGUCACACAACACGUAUCUGACCGGUCACCAGUUGACAGGUAAAUCGUCGGUGGAAAUCUAUCGACAGGUGCUGCUCUCUGGCUGCAGAUGCGUGGAGCUAGACUGUUGGGAGAGAGAAGAGGAGCCCAUUAUAACCCAUGGCUAUACUAUGUGUACUGAGAUUCUCUUCAAGGAAGUGGUUGAAGCAAUAGCAGAGAGCGCCUUCAAGACAUCUGAUCUCCCAGUCAUUCUGUCAUUUGAGAAUCACACAACACCAAAGACACAAGAAAAGAUAGCAAGAUACUGUAAGGAGAUAUUCGGCGAUGCUCUUCUUACAGACCCGCUGGAAUCGAAUCCACUGGAGCCGGGAAUGCCCUUGCCCAGCCCACAUCAGAUGAGAGGCAAGAUCAUCGUAAAGAACAAGAAAAGAAAGGCAACGCGGCCAGUAGAACCAGCCGGGGCCCGGCCACCUCUAGUGCACCAGGAUACCGUGUCGAGUAGUGGGCCAGAGAGAAAGUCUUCCCUUAUGACACAGGAGACUAUAGCCGAAGAUGGAACUCCCGUCGUGAAAAUGUUCGGUGUGGAUGAGGAUGCUGUGGAAGAUGUUGUAGAGGAUGAUAAUGAUGACACUGAAGAAACUAAGAAGGACGAGGGCACAGCUAGCCAGGAGUCUGAGGCUGGUGCAGAGCUAUCAGCCCUAGUCAACUAUUUCACGCCAACACACUUCAGAACAUUCGAGGCCUCAAAAAAGCGGGGAAGGAGUUAUGAAAUCUCGUCAUUUGUUGAAUCUCAAGCUACAAACUUGCUGAAGGAAUAUCCUGUUGAAUUUGUGAAUUAUAACAAGCGGCAGUGCAGCCGAAUAUAUCCAAAGGGGACCCGCGUUGACUCCAGUAACUACAUGCCGCAAAUGUUCUGGAAUGCUGGCUGCCAGUUUGUAGCGCUCAAUUUCCAAACACUUGAUCUUGGCAUGCAGCUUAACCUUGGUAUGUUUGAGUACAAUGGCAAGACGGGAUACCUACUGAAGCCUGAGUUCAUGCGCCGUGCUGACCGUCACUUUGACCCAUUCUGUGAAUCGACCGUGGAUGGCAUCAUUGCUGGUUCACUGACGAUAAAGGUGAUAUCUGGCCAGUUUUUGUCAGAUAAACGAUGUGGAACUUACGUUGAGGUCGAUAUGUUUGGAUUGCCAUGUGAUACAAAGAGGAAACAGUUUCGUACAAAAACAGUUCCAAAUAAUGGCAUUAACGCUGUCUACAAUGAAGAGCCUUUCGUCUUUAAAAAGAUCGUGCUACCUGACCUGGCCUGUGUGCGCAUUGCUGCUUACGAGGAUACUGGAAAGUUGAUAGGUCAUCGAGUGAUCCCAAUCAUGGGCCUGAGGCCGGGGUACAGACACAUGGGUCUGCGCAAUGAGUCUGACCAGCCCCUCAGCCUCCCAUCCGCACUUUUCUUGUACAUCAAAGUGCGUGAUUACGUUCCAGAUGCAUUUGCAGACUUUGCCGAUGCUCUGGCAAACCCUAUAGCUUACCAGUCUCUGCAGGAGAAGCAUGCUGCUCAGCUGAAGAGCCUCAUGGAUGACGAUGAUGACGAUGGCAGCGGUGGUAGCCACACUUCGGACUCAGAAAUACACUCUGAGGUGGAACCGGUGAAGUCUGGAAGAAAGUCGGCCAAGGUAUCGGUGAUCGGGACGCCGAGUAAACAGGUGCCGAGCGUGGACAGUGAGGGCGUUAGUGUCGCGCGAGCUCACACGUCCACACAGCCAACGUCACCCCAGCCACAGAACGUCACACGUCAGGAGGGCCAGGUUGCAGCCCCCGCAGGCUCAAAUGUUUCAACCCAGAGGUCAGUGAAUGAGGCACCCACAGAGAAUGGCACAUUUCUAACAGAGGAAACUAUCGAGACCUUGUUGCUGAAUGGACCUUCUCUAGCAAGCUUACAAGAACACAAGGACUAUGCUAAAGCUACACAGAAGCAACAGAAAGAAAUACAGCAACUGUUGGCCCAACAUGAACGGAUACGCGAAGAGAGGCAGCAGCAGGGAAGGCAGAGAGAAGAAAAGAUGAAGGCAGCAUUGACGAAAGAGAGGUCUGCUCUGGAAAAAAGCCACAACAAAUCUCUCAAGAAAGUGCGACCCGACUCAGCCCAGGAGACUGAGAAGCUGCACCAGGAGCGUACGUUGUUGCUCACUCAGCUGGAGAUCAUGCACGAUGAGCGUAUGCAGGUGCUGCGCAAGACGCAUGCUCAGUCGAUGAUCAGUCUGUGUCAGGACCUCAGCAGCAGCCUCAAGGCUGUCCACGUCAAGCACCACACAAUCCUUUAUGACACAUUAGAUAAACUUCUGGACAAUUCCUUGCACUCUCAGCACAAGGCUUUGCAGAACCUCCAUGACAGGGAAGUCUCAGCUGUGAUGGAGCGUAGUCAGAGACAAGGUCGUGAAGAGAAGAAGAAGCUAACAAGAACGUGCAAUGACAAGGCAGAGAUCUCGCGCCGAAAACGUGAGAUCGAGCAGAAACAAAUCAACAGGGUCGUCUCAGAGAGACAUAAGUUAUUGGAUGCAUACGAAAAAGCAAAGCAACGGCAGGAUGAAGCCUACAAGGAACUGAGCAACCAGCUCGAACGGGAGAAACUUAGUACACGCUUGGGCCUGGAGAAAGAGGUGGAUGACAAGUUACAGGAGGUGCUUGCUGAAUACAGUCAGGAAGGAGUCGGUAGCUCAGACAAUGCUAAUGAAUCACAGCUCAUUCCCAAUGCGAUUGAAUCCACGAAGUUGUGAGAACACCUGCUGGUGUAUUUGUGAACGAUGACACUGAUGUCGGUGCAGAACGUAGCCUCGUCGCUUCGAUGGAAGCAGCAGGAGUGAGACCACUGGUGGGGAUACCUGAGGGUUACUUGCCGGGCUGUGACAGAACUGUUGCAUCGUGGUUACAUUGUCAGAUUUGAUGUGCAGCAAUCUGGCAAAAAUUCACCCAUCAGUUGCUAUGAUGGCUGUAUGAAAUCGGAGUUUGCUGGCAGCCACGGCUAUAUUUGAUGUAAUUUAGCCCUAUUUCAUGCCCAAUUUUUCCUAGAGGCAGGCUAAGAGCAAAGGCAGUGGUUGAUGCUAUACACGUAAAUGGCGCUAAACCAAGGAAUGUUGGAAUUGGAUUGAUCCUCGUCAAUGGAGAGCAGGCAUGCAUAUAGAAGAGAACUGUGAUAUGUUCGUAUGGGGCAAGGCAUCAGCAGUGAAAUACAUAGCACUGGCUUCUGAUAUCUUGAGGAGUUCUUUUAGCAGAGCCGGUAUAGUUCGGUGAUAUCAAUCUUCAGCAGAGCUGGGCUCUGUGGAAUUCACUAGGAACGAGGAUAAAACUGGACAGUUGGGUAGACAAUGCUACCAUCGUCAUCAUAUAACCGGAAGUAAUAAAUAAUUCAUGCAAUCGUUGGGUUUCUAACAAUAAGGUGUGUAUUUUCUUGCUGUUUUAUAUGUCUUUGUAAUGAUGGAAACCUGCCAUUGCAGUAUGCAAAUCUUGGUAUCUAUCGAUGUAAUUUGUGGCGCCUAACGGAUAGGCUACGUGUUUUCUUUUUAUGUAGUUUCCUGUAGAAUCAUCAUUGCUAGACGAUACUUCCUCACAGAGGCAUCUGAACGUACCCCAUGCUUGGUAACUUGAAGUUGCUGUUACAGCGCUAGGGUGAAGCUAGCAAGCACCUCUAUCCCUUUUUGUCUACCCGUAUCAAGAUAUUCCUCACCCCACCCUGCCCUUACCCACCUAUUGUCUUAUCAUGUCAUAUGUGUACGUGCGUGCGUGUGUACCCCUUAAUUACUCCCCGCCCCGUUUCUAUUCCAACCCCCUAUAUUAAGCAUUUAUUUCCCCCCACGAUACCUUCGUAACGUUCCCCUACAUUCUUCGCCUUCUUACGAUUUUACGCAGAAUGUGUGUAUGUAUUUUUGUCUUGACGAGGUAGUGUAAGGCAACCUGUUGUUAUUUUUGCUCAACUAUAUAUAGCAGUAAGCCUAGCUACAAUUAGGGAUUAAUGUAAUUGAUUAAUUACGAGUAAACUUACGCGGAUGAAAAUCAAAAUGUUUGCACGUAACAAAAUAUGCUAGAGUAAUUAAAUGAUUUAGUGAUGGUGAGAAGAGAGCCAGAAAGAGAGAGAGAGAGAGAGAGAGAGAGAGAGAG
This is a messenger RNA of Priapulus caudatus, 4941 nucleotides long. Its product is annotated as 1-phosphatidylinositol 4,5-bisphosphate phosphodiesterase classes I and II-like. Gene Ontology annotation, biological process: lipid metabolic process; phosphatidylinositol-mediated signaling. The record is from RefSeq and is a predicted model, not a curated record. Lineage: Eukaryota; Metazoa; Priapulida; Priapulimorpha; Priapulimorphida; Priapulidae. Gene Ontology annotation, molecular function: phosphatidylinositol-4,5-bisphosphate phospholipase C activity; calcium ion binding. The coding region runs from base 93 to 3563 and encodes 1156 amino acids. The transcript is spliced from 29 exons.